ACAGCGCCAGCCAGUAGUGCUCAGCUUGCGCACACUGCUUGAGUUAUUCGAGGCCGAUUGUAUUACGUUUUGACGCAUAAAAUCCGUACAGUUUAUGCGGGUAAUGAUCGAUUCGCGUAAAUUAUUUUCACAUACGUUUAAUUUUACCAUAAGUACAGUGAAAUAUCAUCGUGCAUAUAGUAUGUCAGUGCUAUUAAUGGAAUCGAUCACAUUAAAGGUUUUAGAUUAAAUGCGUCUCUUUCUAUAGGUAGUAUUUAUCAUAUGCUGAUAAAAUGUGAAAACCUUUUAACGGUUUUUAUUGAUUUAAUCAAUAAUCGGGUAAGGAGUGUUUUGUGCAAAAAAAAUAUUUAUAAAGUGUAUAUGUCAGUCAUGAGCAACUAUUUAUUUUGCAUUUAAUAUUUCUCGUGAUGCCUUCAUACAGUCAAGAAAUUAACGUGAAUGUCAAUUCAAAUGACGAUAAUGCCUUCAAGGUUAAAAAAAAAGAAAACAAUGAUCAAGUAAAAUGUGUAGCUACAGACGUAGCCAACAACGGUGUCCCAGACGGCCUCAACGCCGAUCAAAGGCUAGCUUUUGCUUUGAGGGAUUUUUUAGGAACUGCAAACAUGGUUCCAGCCGAAGACGGCCCAUCUCUAUCCAAUAUAGAACAGCAAAUGCCUUUUAUCGAUGAAACUGUGGAUAUGGAAGAACGUAUGCAGUCGGAAGAGGAACCGCCCCAGAAUCAUGAAACUGACGAAGUUUUAAACAAUGCAGCAUGCCGACUACGGAGAUGGCGGGCAGCAUCUAGAAAACUUCGACGACCUCGCAUCAUUAACAAUUUAAGUACAGAAGAUGAGUGUAAUGGUGUUGUGAAAACGUUUAACGGCGGACAUACGGAUCUUGCGGACCGCUUACGAAGCUUAGCUGCGGCAAGUAACAUGUCUGCAUCAGCUGGCGAGUUGCUAUCAUUGGCGCCGCCACCUUCCGCUGCCACUGCACCGCCCUCUCCUGGGUGUUUACUUACACCUUCGUUAGCUGAUCAAAGCUGUGCAGAAUAUUUUGGAUCCAGUCCAGAAUGUUGCGCUGACAGCAGCGGCUUGAAAAGUUACAAUGUAGCGGGAGUCCCGUUGCCACCGCCAGGACCACGGUAUAAGCUGGCGACGGAAGGAGCCCUCAGAGUUUGCUGCUUCCAGCACACUAGAACUGUCGUGGACAAGAUACUCGGUGCUAAAUUCUUUAGAAGAUGGGAGACUCAUAUUCUCUCCCUUCUCGAAGAUCACGUUGUAUCGAAAACUCCUAUGGGUUUACUUGAACGUCCGCUAUCUUAUAGCUGCAUGCAAGAGGUCUAUUGCAUUUCCCGCUGGGAUCCAGCAAGGAAAUACUGUUUACGAAUCGUAAUGCCCCAUGGUUCACUUCUAUUACAGGCAAAUGACGCGUAUACACGGGACCAAUGGUAUUACUCAAUUGUAUGGAGAAGAAAUAUGAUAAGAUAUCGCAAUUUCUUAACAAAAUCUGUCAGGAAAGAAGUAGUGCUGAAAGAGCUUAAGAACAUGGUGGAUUUCGUGAUGACAACUCCUCUGCAAGAUGAGAGUGUAACACGUGCACCUCUACAAAUUCUUACUGACUUACUGUCAGAGAAUAAAGAUGGUCAAGAUUGGGAAGAAUGGGCGGAAAAUGUAACCAGCGUAGCUGCACCGUUGCUGGCAGAGCGCUGUGUGAACGGCGACCUUUGCGCACUACUCGCACGGCUGUGUAGGCAGAGGCCGCGUUCGGCACCGCUGCCUGCGCUGGCACCGCCAGUCCGUCGUGUUUUAACCAGGAAUGUAGACUUCGGUAAAGCACCAACUGCUCGUCAAUUCGUCAGAGAUUAUAUAAGCGCUCUCAGCGCACACAACUCCGGGAAGAAUCUCGUGCGGAGGUUCGUGCAAGUCACGCAUGGUAGCGGCGCCGUAUGCCCACAUCCACGAGCUGCGCCUAAUCUCGCGUCCGUCGCACUCGCCGCGAUCGACGACCGCUAUCGCGAAGACCGUUCUCCUCAUCGCUGCGACGAUAGUGAGCUGGAGGUGCUCUGUUUUGCAGACAUACUAGAGCACAUGUCUGAGUACGAUGACUGGCUAAUCGUCGUCGGGGGGGUACUUCAGCCUGUACCUUUUAGCGCCGGCGCCAUGAAAUGCCCGCGAGUGGGCGCGUGCCUGGGCGGCGUGCUGGCGCGGCUGGCGGCGGACGCGCGCUGCGCGGCGCACGCGUGCGUGGCGCCCGCCCGCGCCGCUCGCCCGUGCCCGCCCUCUUGGUUGCGCGUCGCUGCCCCUUCGGAUCCUUCGCUUUCACUGCCACAUAAGCAACUCUGCCAACUUUGGGGAGAUAUGUUAAAAUCUCUCCUCGCCUGUUGCUGUAAACGAAAAAGUUUCCUUCAAAGCAUGAGCAAGCAUUUACCCGAUUUCGUAAUAGUGGCCCUCACUGAACACCCGGCAGCACUAGAAGCAUUAUGUCUUAUGCUAGAAUGGGAAGUUGCUAGUGGCGAACAAACGCAGCUUGAAAUUAUAGCCGCAUUGCAAGGAACUGAACUGGGCAAGCGGUAUUACAAAGAUUUGUGUGAACGCCAACAAACGCUACAAAGAUUGCAGGCUCAGGGAGGUCCACGUCGGCUGGCGCUGCCGGUACGCGCGACGGACGCGGACGUGGCGGCUCUGCUGGACGCCGGCGCGCUCGGCAACCUCGAGUGUCUCAGCCUGGCUUUCACUAGCGUCACCAGCGCGUGUGCUCAUCAUUUGAUAAAGUUACCAUCACUGCGUUAUUUAAAUUUAUGGGCAACGAAGUUUGGCGAUACCGGCGUACAACUCAUAGCUGAACAUUUGCCACGUCUGCAAGUUCUUAACCUCUGUGAAACUCCUGUAUCCGACAAGGGAAUCGAAGCAUUGUCAGGGCUAUCGAGUUUAAGGAGAUUAAAUUUGAACAGCACAAAGCUGUCAGCGGAAGCCUUUGAAAUACUACGACAAAGAUUGCCUCAACUGCAGGAGUACGACAUCCGAUAUACUGAGGCGUGGUGACAGCGAGCUCCGACGUGCAGGUCCAUGUCCUUUCACACCUCGAUAUAAAUUGGCUUAUAAUUGUGUUAAGUGUUCAUAUUGAUACUAUCAAACCUUAGGUUUUUCUAUUUCAGUAUAUUUACUAAAUUUUUUAAAAUUAAGUUUAUAAAUGUUCAAACUCACUAUAAAAUAUAAAUAUUAUCCUUUAAAAUUACUACACUUAGUCAUACAUUCAUAUUACUAUUAUGCAUUAGUUCAGUAUGAGAUAUACAAUAAUAAUCGUCUGAAACAAUCUGAAAUGUUAUCUCUAUUAAGCUUAAGAACAUUUUAAAUCAACUGUACUUGUUCGAGAUAAGGCAUAAUAUGAAUUAUAUUAAUAGUUUUGAAUCAAAUACGCAUUAACAAUUUAAUAUACUAUCAUAAAUAACAUUAAGUGAAUAAAUAAAGUGUAAAUUCUGUGAUUAUUUCAUACAUAUAUAUAUAUAUAUAAUAUAAAUUCUUCACCCACCUACCUAUAUCAAACUUAAAUAUUGUAUAUUAAAAUUGUAGGUAUUUUAAGCGUAUCUACAAAUCAAAACCUUCAUAAUAAGCCUAAUACUAAUUAGUUAUUAAUUAAUAUCACUUUUAAUUGUAUUUCAAAAACCAUCAAUUAAAAUUAAGAUGGAAAUGUUAUAAAUAAACAAACUUAUAUAAAUUAUUGAUAAUGAACGGUACACAUAUAUUAAGUUACAAUUGCAUUUAGGAUAAUUGUACCUAUAUUCUAUCAGUGUAAUUUAUUUGUUAUGUCUUCACCUUGAAUAAGUAUAUUUUAUUAGCAAUAAUUCAAACCGGAUGCUGAAACAUGUAGAUAAUAGAUUAAAAUUUUGACAUUUUAAGAGUAGGUGGGAUCGUAUAACUUCAUAAUGUCUUAUUACAUAUUUAUACUCAUAAACCUAAUUUUAGUAUCUUCGGAAAUACUCACGAUUCCAGUCUAGUUGAUUUUUUUUUAAUUAUCUUUAAUUUUGUAAUUAUUUAUUGUAUCAUUUGAAAAUUAUUAUCAUUUUAAAACAUCUACGCAAGUAAUAAAGAAACUUUAAACUUGUGUUAGGCUUAAAUUUUUUUAACCAUUUAUAUAUAUUCACAAUUAACUCUCACAAUUAUUCUUUCAUUUAUUAAAUUAAUCUUAUACUCUACAUAAUAUGCAUUUAUUUUUUAUACAUUUAUUGUAUCAGUCGACCUGUCUUUAAUCAUUUUAAAACGAUUAUUUAAAAUUUCCCACCUUGUAAUUGUAGGUAGAGAAGGUGCAAGAUGAAGAAAACAUUUUUCAUCAACUAAUUAUCCAAAGAUGGAAAUUAUUUUAUAAAAUGACAAAGUAAUUUAUAGUCAUUUGCAGUAUAAUGAAUACGCUUAAAUAUAAGUAUUGUUAGUUUAAGGUCGUUAAGGUCGACAGGGCUGUGAGAAUGUAUGAGAGGCGUAGAUAGUUGAAUAUAAAUGUUGUCGAUCGUGUGUCGUGUAGAUGAUAAGUUUAGAAUUACUUGUAGAUAAAUGAGGACACAUCGAAUUUAAUUAUGUACCUAACAAUUCGAUGCGAGCUUCUUCACUUUACAUUAUAAGAAACAAUUUAAAGAUCUCAGUGUCCUCAAUUAAAAUGUCUCAUUUGAUGUUUGCUAGGAAGAAUUAAUAUGAAUUUUCGAAUGUUAAUCAUGUUUUCCGUUAAAUUAAUCUGAAUAAGCUUACACUCUCUGUUAUUUUUAAUUAUAUAGCUCUAAUUAUUGUCUUUAUGUAUCUUAGUUAUAAUUAUUGAAUAAGAUUGUAAUGGCUGGUGGAAAUGUGGCCAAUGUAUUAUAAUUUCUUGUGCACACUUAGAUUUAUUGAAAUUAUAAUUAUUCAUAAAGAGGUUAAGACUUAAUGACUUUUAAAUAAAAGUUCAUAAUUAUAAU
Nymphalis io (European peacock) is the source of this 4921-nucleotide messenger RNA. RefSeq names its product C-Maf-inducing protein-like. The record is from RefSeq and is a predicted model, not a curated record. Bases 408 to 3023 code for a protein of 871 amino acids. The transcript is spliced from 14 exons. NCBI's taxonomy places the organism in Eukaryota, Metazoa, Arthropoda, Insecta, Lepidoptera, Nymphalidae.